Coregonus sp. 'balchen' is the source of this 1207-nucleotide messenger RNA. The record is from the annotation of a GenBank genome assembly. NCBI's taxonomy places the organism in Eukaryota, Metazoa, Chordata, Actinopteri, Salmoniformes, Salmonidae.
UCUUCCAAAGGUGGUGUAGUGGCAAUCUUUACCAAGGAACACCUUCAGUGCUCGGUUGUCUCCACCAAGUCUGUCCCCAAACAAUUUGAUUUGCUGGUUUUAAGCAUUCAACUUUCAAAUAGCUCUUUGUUGACUUGCUGGGUGUUAUCGUCCUCCAUCAGCACCGGCCUGUACCCUACCUGCCCUAAACUCUCUCCUGGACCCUUACACUAAGUCUGAAUUUGUCCUGCUAGGUGACCUAAACUGGGACAUGCUUAAACCACCUGACCGUCCUAAAGCAAUGGGACUCCCUAAAUCUUUCUCAGAUUAUUACCGAUCCCACAAGGUAUGACUCCAAACACCCAGAAAAGGCUUCUCUCCUUCACGUUAUCCUCACAAAUAAUCCUGAUAGGUAUAAGUCAGGUGUUUUCUGUAAUGACCUUAGUGAUCACUGUUUUACAGCCUGUGUUCGUAAUGGCUACUCAGUGAAAUGACCUGUCCUGAUUUGUCAUAGACGCUUGCUAAAAAACUUUCAUGAGCAAGCCUUCCUUCAUGACCUGGCCUCUGUAAAUUGUUAUAGAAUCAGCUUGAUCCCCUCUGUCGAAGACGCUUGGAUCUUCUUUUUUUAUAUUUUCAGUGGUUAGGAAACACGCCCCCAUAAAGAAAAUGAGAAUUAAAAACCGUUUCAGCGCCUGGUUCGACGGUGAUCUGGCAGAGUUACUCCACCUCAAGAAUUACAUUUACAUUUUAGUCAUUUAGCAGACGCUCUUAUCCAGAGCGACUUACAGUUAGUGAGUGAAUACAUUUUAAUUUUCAUACUGGCCCCCCGUGGGAAACGAACCCACAACCCUGGCGUUGCAAGCGCCAUGCUCUACCAACUGAGCUACAAUUCCAUUUGGCGAAAGGCUCGGCACACGCAUACUCAGGCUGACUGGCUCUUGUUCAGGCAAAUGAGAUAUAAGUGCACUCAGGCCAAAGUUAGUUACUUUAAGGAGCAGUUCUCUCUCUGUGGGUCUAAUCCCAAGAAGUUCUGGAAAACGGUGAAAGACCUGGAAAAUAAACCCUCCUCCUCACAGCUGCCCAUGUCCCUUAAUGUUGAUGAUGUGGUUGUUACUGACAAGGAGCACAUGGCUGAGCUCUUUAAUCACCACUUCAUUAAGUCAGGAUUCCUAUUUGACUCAGCCACGCCUCCUUGCCCAUCCAGAAUUUCCUCAUCUCCCACCCCUUC